This is a messenger RNA of Chrysemys picta bellii (western painted turtle), 3481 nucleotides long. The record is from RefSeq and is a predicted model, not a curated record. NCBI's taxonomy places the organism in Eukaryota, Metazoa, Chordata, Testudines, Emydidae.
CUGGCAUGGGGCAGGCUUGGCCAGUCCUCCUCAGGGUAGCGGGCGAGGGGUAGGCUCAGCAGGCCUGGUAAGUCAGCAGGCCGGUCGCGGCCUGCGGCUGUCUCCCAAGUGGGAGCUCGGCCAGAGACGUCUGCGCUUUCCGCCGGCGUGGGCUCCACUGAGCUCCGCAAGCGGGCUUUUAUACUUCCGGGUUGGCACCGUGACCUCUGAGGGGUGGGCACCGGACCCGGUGGCUCUGCCCACGUUGGUAUUAGGGGAGGUUCGGCCCUCAGCGGGGCUGUGGGGUAUUCCACCGCCUCGCUACAUGGUAAUUCCUAGAAGUCAAUAGAUAAAUAACAUUCUGUCAGUUCUGAAAUGGCCUUUUCAGAUUUCUGGGAAGUGUCCAUAAUGUUGCACUAGGGGCCAGGUCCUCGGAGAGAUGGAACCUUGGUUUCAUUUUAACUUGUCCAUGCUCAGCAGCUUCCGGAAUUUGGUUCAAAGUAUUUCCAUGUUUCCCUAUCCUGUUCUUAAAAGUGCUGCUAGAGAAAGUGGGGAAGGGCAGGAACUCACUGCAGGAUCAAUAGCUGAGUCCCUUAGAUAUUUAUAGCUCAUUGGAAGAAGGACGGGGAUUGGUGGGUGUCUGGGGAUUUAAUAAUAAACACACAAAUAUCAUUGUUCUUAAUGAAUUUUCAUCUUCUAAUUCCCAUAACCUACUAAUUAUACCUGGCUGCCCCCCCAGCAGUCUGGGGAGGGAGUACUAGAAAUCUUCUUUGGCCAGUGUGGAACCUAAAGCACAAGGAUCUUUCAGUGACUGGCUCAAAGUCACCCAGAGUGAAAUUCACUUCACUGGAUAAAUCCCUAGUUGCUGGGCUCUGCAGAGGGGUGGGGGGGUGAAUUCCAUUCCUGGGCAUGGACACCCCCGAAUCCUCACCCCGAUCUCAGACACUACCCCAACCUUCCCCUGCAGUGAUGGACCCACUUGAUGUUGCCAGAGCCAUCUGCCAUGGGACCUAGAGGGGGCAGAGGCCCAGCUCCAGAAUUGCUACCCCUGCCCACAGCCCCCAUGCUAUGCUGGAGUUGCCCUGGCUUUCCACUCUGCAGAUGGGUCUAGCUGCCUGGGCACCGACCCCGUAUGCCCACCACACACAAAGGUCUUCACAACACCCAUCCCAGGAUGGGGAAGGACAAUCUGGGUCUGGCUGCAGUCUCCCCUUGCUGCUGUGAGAGGAAUGGGGUGGUCCCUCAUAUAGGACACAAACAUACCCGGGGCAGAAGGGAAAUAUAAUUUCUUCCAGGGGCUUGAAAAUGUUUGAUUUAGAGUCCUGAGCUCUGUCUUCCUGUUUGUCUCCUUCUGCCACUUUCAGAUCUCUUGGAGAGACAAGGUAGCUGAGACUGUCCCCUGUGAUGGGAGAAUAAGAGUUCAGUCCUGUCAUUGGAUUGGGUCUCACCAGCACUGAUGGGAGUGAAAGUCUGUGUGCAUUAAUGACAGCAGCAACUACGGGACUCGACACUUAGGGAGAAAAGAUGGGAGUGAGCAGGUUAUGUUUGUGCCGGGUGCUACAGAAUAACAUCCACGUUUGCUCCACAUCAUCCCAUCCUCCCAAGGGGAAGGAAAUGGCUGCAAUGGAGCUGGCUCAGGGGUCGGUGACUUUCGAGGAGGUGGCUGUGUAUUUCACCAGGGAAGAGGGGGCUCUGCUCGACCCCACUCAGAGAGCUCUCUACAAGGAUGUCAUGCAGGAGAACUAUGAGAACGUGGUCUUUCUGGGGUUUCCAGUUUCCAAACCUGAGGUGAUCUCGCAGCUGGAAGGAGGGGAAGAGCCGUGGGUCCCAGACCUCCAGGGCUCUGAGAAAGAAGUGCUCCCGAGAGCUGCCUACACAGGUAGUGACCUAUGUCUGGAGUCUCUUUGUCUCCCAUCAGGUGUUGGGAUGGUGAGUGAGAAUGAGGAGGAGAAACCCCAGCAGGAAGAUGCUGAGCAAGUGGAACCACAUGGAACAUUAUCAGGAAGAUCCAAAGGGAAUGUUUCCAGGAGUUGUGCAAUCCCAGAAAAAGCAAAAGCCUGUGAGACUCAGCAGAGGCCAGAGGAAAACUUCAGUUGCCACUCAAACCUUAUUACACGCGACAGAAUCAACUUGGAAGAGACACGCUACACAUGCCAUGAGUGUGGGAAAAGCUUCAAUGGGAGCUCAGACUUUUUCACACAUCAGCGAAUCCACAGAAGAGAGAGACCCUCCAUGUGCUCUGAGUGCGGGAAAAGCUUCAGUCGGAGCUCAGCUCUUAUCAGACAUUGGAGAACCCACACUGGAGAGAAACCCUACACGUGCUCUGAGUGUGGGAAACACUUCAAUCGGAGCUCACACCUUAUUACACAUCAGACAGUCCACACAGGUGAGAAACCUUAUGGAUGCUCUGAGUGUGGGAGAUGCUUCACUAAUAGUUCAGCCCUCAUUUCACAUCAGCGAAUCCACACAGGAGAGAGGCCGUACACAUGCUCUGAGUGUGGGAAAAGCUUUAGUCGGCACUCAAACCUUAUCACACAUCGUAGAAUCCACACAGGAGAGACGCCCUACACGUGCUCUGAGUGUGGGAAAAGCUUUAAUCAGCACUCACAGCUUAUCACACAUCGUAGAAUCCACACAGGUGAGACGCCCUACACGUGCUCUGAGUGCGGGAAAAGCUUCAAUCGGAGCUCACACCUUAUCACACAUCAGACAAUCCACACGGGUGAGAAACCUUAUGGAUGCUCUGAGUGUGGGAAACGCUUCAAUCGGAGCUCACACCUUAUCACACAUAGGAGAAUCCACUCGGGGGAGAAACCUUAUGGAUGCUCUGAGUGUGGGAAACGCUUCACUGAUAGUUCAGCCCUCAUCUCACAUCAGCGAAUCCACACAGGAGAGACGCCCUACACAUGCUCUGAGUGUGGGAAAAGCUUCAAUCGGAGCUCUGCCCUUAUUACACAUCAGACAAUCCACACGGGUGAGAAACCUUAUGGAUGCUGUCAGUGUGGGAAACGCUUCAGUCAGAGCUCACAGCUUAUCAUACAUCGAAGAAUCCACACAGGAGAGAAACCCUACACAUGCUCAGAGUGUGGGAAAUGCUUCAAUCGGAGCUCAAACCUUAUUAGACAUCAGACAAUCCACAUGAGAGAGAACUGUAAUAAAUGUCUUGAUUAGGGCUAGCCAAAAACUGUUUUGUUUUUUUUUUAAAUCACAUUUGCUAAUUCCCACAUAGUGAUCUUUGCAACGUCUUCACUGUGGUCUCUCAGCUGCCUCAGAUGAGUUGCCUGCUUCUGCCUUUUGCAGCUCACCCUUUUUUGGGGUCAGUCUUGUGAUCUUUUCUAUCAACUCCUUUCCUUUUGAGUCAUAGGAGUGUGUGUCGUAGAAUAUUAGGGUUGGAAGAGACUUCAGGAGGUCAUCUAGUCCAAUCCCCUGCUCAAAGCAGGACCAACACUAAUUAAAUCAUCCCAGCCAAGGCUUUGUCAAGCUGUGCCUUGAAAACCUCUAA